GAAAUUGGUGGGGGAGAUUGGUUCCAAUGGGCCUAAACAAAACCACUGGCUAGGCGAAGACGGAACGGUUCGAAAGUUUCUUGACCCAAAAACAAAAGAUGGGAGCAGAAGUUUCUAGAUUCUCCUUUCCAUUCUGAAAUUCUAGCCAAAACUACUGGCUGGACGAAGACGGAAUGGUUCGAAAGUUUCUUGACCCAGAAGACAGAAAACAAAACAUUGGGUAGCAGAUUCUCCUUUCCAUUCUCAAUACCACUCUAGUCUACCACUACUACCGUACUAGCAGUAGUAUAUCAGUAAGUAGUGGGUGUACGUAAUUGGCGCACUCUUUUUAUUAGUGAAGUUUAAAACCUCCAUCACCAUCACCAUCACCUAAACCGCGGACGGUAGAGUGAAGCUGUUAUAAGUCUCCCAUCUCAUCCAUCAGUGUGUAUGUUUGCUUUAUCGUCAUCGUCUCUCCCAACUCUCAUUCAAUUCGAGCUUCCUAGUUACAGAUUCAAUCAUCGCCCGGAAUAGCAAGUAGUACUAAUAGUAACUAGUAUUACAGUAGGUAUGGCGACGAAGAAGAGCGUGGGGUCACUCAAGGAAGCUGAUCUCAAGGGGAAGAAGGUUUUUGUGAGGGUGGAUCUCAACGUUCCUUUGGACGACAACUUCAACAUCACCGACGACACCAGAAUCCGAGCCGCUGUCCCCACCAUCAACUACUUGAUCGGCUGCUCCGCUAAAAUCAUCCUCGCUUCUCACCUGGGACGUCCAAAAGGUGUCACGCCAAAAUACAGCUUGAAGCCUCUUGUUCCCAGACUCUCUGAACUCCUUGGGGUGGAGGUCAUUAUCGCAAACGAUUGUAUUGGUGAAGAAGUAGAGAAAUUGGUGGCUUCCUUGCCAGAAGGUGGAGUUUUGCUCCUGGAGAAUGUCAGAUUCCACAAAGAAGAGGAGAAGAAUGAUCCUGAAUUUGCAAAGAAGCUGGCUUCUCUUGCAGACUUGUAUGUCAAUGAUGCUUUUGGAACUGCACAUAGAGCCCAUGCUUCCACCGAAGGGGUAGCCCAGUAUUUGAAGCCUGCGGUUGCUGGAUUUCUGAUGCAGAAGGAGCUUGAUUAUCUCGUGGGAGCUGUGGCAAAUCCCAAGAAACCAUUUGCUGCAAUCGUUGGUGGUGCAAAGGUUUCAACCAAGAUUGGUGUAAUCGAGUCACUGUUGGCUAAGGUUGACAUCCUCUUACUGGGUGGUGGAAUGAUCUUUACAUUCUACAAGGCCCAAGGGCACUCUGUUGGAUCCUCGCUUGUGGAGGAGGACAGGCUUGAUCUCGCCCUAUCCCUCAUUGAGAAGGCCAAGGCCAAAGGAGUUUCCCUGUUGCUUCCCACUGAUGUAGUUGCGGCUGACAAGUUUGCUCCUGAUGCAAACAGCAAGGUUGUUCCAGCUUCCGGAAUUCCUGAUGGUUGGAUGGGAUUGGAUAUUGGACCUGAUGCUAUCAAGUCAUUUAGUGAAGCUUUAGAUGCCACUAAAACCAUUAUUUGGAAUGGACCAAUGGGGGUUUUCGAGUAUGACAAAUUUGCCACAGGAACAGAGGCUAUUGCGAAAAAAUUGGCUGAGCUUAGCGGGAAUGGAGUGACAGCAAUCAUUGGAGGUGGUGAUUCUGUUGCUGCUGUGGAGAAGGUGGGGCUUGCAGACAAGAUGAGCCAUAUUUCAACAGGUGGCGGUGCAAGCUUGGAACUUCUUGAAGGGAAAUCUCUCCCUGGAGCACUUGCCCUUGAUGAUGCUUAGAAGAGCUUUUUUUUUUUUUUUUUUUUGGCAAUUUGCCUACCUCAGAUAUUCGCUGCAUAUCUUGCUUUGCCCCUGAGCGGAUUAGAUCUUGAAAAAUAGCUGGCUGUGUAAUACGUAGAUGAGACUUGGAAAUAAAUUUUGCCCGUUGUUAUGCAUUACUUUGUGCUAAUGUUGGUUGGUUCUGAAA
Molecule: messenger RNA, 1942 nt
Organism: Coffea eugenioides
Lineage: Eukaryota; Viridiplantae; Streptophyta; Magnoliopsida; Gentianales; Rubiaceae
Product: phosphoglycerate kinase, cytosolic-like
Exons: 7
Coding region: 550-1755 (401 amino acids)
Biological process (GO): glycolytic process; gluconeogenesis
Cellular component (GO): cytosol
Molecular function (GO): ATP binding; phosphoglycerate kinase activity; ADP binding
Source: RefSeq, a predicted model, not a curated record